Molecule: messenger RNA, 487 nt
Organism: Rubroshorea leprosula
Lineage: Eukaryota; Viridiplantae; Streptophyta; Magnoliopsida; Malvales; Dipterocarpaceae
Source: the annotation of a GenBank genome assembly
UUUCGGUAGUGAAUUAAAAAGAGAUCUUCAUAUUCUAGAGGAAAAAGGAAACAAAUAUAACCUCACAAAGAUCAAAUGAUGCAAAUAUCAUCUACCCACUCCAAGAAAUUUUAAGAGUUUUGUCCAGGGCAUCUUGCUGCAACUAAGCAGACUAAGUGAUGUCUUGCUCCAAAAUUAAAACCCUUUGGCUGAGUGGUUGUUGUAGCAUAACUAGGUUGAAACCUGAUCACAGGUUGUGGAAUCCCUCAUGCUAUUGUCCAUCCUUUUGCAUUGACAAGGGGUUGGAACCACUCCUCAUUAACACUUCAACUUCAUGAACUUUGCUCCUUAAUCAAAAAAAUGGAGAAAAUCCCACUUGUGCCUUCAAACUUCUAAAUUUGAUCAUUGGACCCUCAUCUUUCUGGCUCUUUGCAUUCUCUCCAUUUAAUUAUCAAACCUUCAAUAAUCAAAAAUUUGAACAUAAAUAGAAUGAACAUUUAUGAAAUUA